AUGAACACAUCGGCUCAGGCUCUCUGCAGCCGGCGUUAUUCAGCACUCUCCGCCCCAAGGCUUCGGGUCCCUGGGUCCACAGGGCUUCUCUGUGAUGCAAGCGCCGUGCUCUCCCCAAGGCCAGUGAUGCCCGACCUCCCCGCCCUUCCAGCACAACGGAGAACCACGGCAGGCUCCUCAGAGGAAGCCUUGGCAAAGCCAGUGCCUUCUCAGGGCGCCCCAGAAACUAGGUCUGGGCCGGCGCGGCGGGAGCACGAGCCCCACUUUCUCUGGGCAGGAAGGGGGGAGGCCGAGAGCAUUUCCUGUUGUGCAGCUGAAGCCGGCGGAGACGUCACGGCAUUCACCCUCCCUCGCUUGGCAGCGACCCGGGGCCCCGAGUUCAGCAGCUCCCCGGGCGAAUGGCCCGGGGCUCCCCGGCGCUGGAAGGACCCCCGGCUCCGGGCGGGGCGGAGGGGGGGUCGCCCCGAGGAUCCGCUCUUCCGCCUGCCCGGGCCAGCCUGGCCGGGCCCGGCCGCUCCUCCUCCGGCUUCUUCCCCGGGGUGA
This is a messenger RNA of Rangifer tarandus platyrhynchus (Svalbard reindeer), 543 nucleotides long. The record is from the annotation of a GenBank genome assembly. NCBI's taxonomy places the organism in Eukaryota, Metazoa, Chordata, Mammalia, Artiodactyla, Cervidae.